Molecule: messenger RNA, 1000 nt
Organism: Mytilinidion resinicola
Lineage: Eukaryota; Fungi; Ascomycota; Dothideomycetes; Mytilinidiales; Mytilinidiaceae
Exons: 1
Coding region: 26-850 (274 amino acids)
Biological process (GO): N-terminal protein amino acid methylation
Cellular component (GO): cytoplasm
Molecular function (GO): N-terminal protein N-methyltransferase activity
Source: RefSeq, a predicted model, not a curated record
CCGCGUCCCACCCAAACUACGCGCCAUGGCUCCCAACGAUGCGCGUCCCGACGAGCCCGCCAACCCCCCUCCCCCAGACGCGUCAAUCGACCACAACGCGGCCCUAGAAUACUGGAACUCGAUCCCCAACACCGUCGACGGCAUGCUCGGCGGCUAUCCACACAUCACCAAGAUCGACCUGCAAGGCUCCGCGAACUUCCUCUCCAAGCUCCGCCGCCAGCACCAGUACCACACCUCGCCGCAGUCCCCCGCCCUCCCCGCCGCCGCCAUCCCGCUGGUACCGCGCGUGGUCGACUGCGGGGCGGGCAUCGGGCGCAUCACAAAGGGCUUCUUGGUCAAUGUCGGCGCGAAGGUGGACGUGGUGGAACCGGUGAAGAAGUUCACGGACGAACUGUUGGCGACCCCUAUACCUGCGUCAGGAGACCUGUCCGCAAAAGUGGGCGCGGUGGGCGAGGUGUUCAACCUGGGGCUGCAGGACUGGACGCCGGCGGCGGGCGCGUACAAUCUGAUCUGGAACCAGUGGUGUGUGGGGCAUCUCACGGAUGCGCAGCUGGUGGCGUAUCUGCGGCGGUGUAAGGAGAGCCUCGCGGUGGCCCCGCCUGAGAGUGGAGAGGGCAGGGAGGAGCAGGCCGCGUUUCAGGGUGCGUGGAUUGUGGUGAAGGAGAAUAUGAGCACGCAUCCGAAGGGCGAGGACGACUAUGAUGAGCUGGAUAACAGUGUUACGAGGACGGAUGCGAAGUUUAGGAGCUUGUUUAAGGAGGCUGGACUCAAGUUGGUUGCGACGGAGGUGCAGAAGGGCUUUCCAAAGGUCUUAUGCCCAGUGAGGAUUUAUGCGCUGCAGGCGGAGUGAGACCUCGGGAGGAGGCUGGCACGAAACGCGACGCUGGAUGGUGCACAAAAGGUGGUAGUGAUCAAUGAUACCCAUUAGUAGCUGAUAGGAGCGCCGCUAGGUAGCAGCGAGGAAUAACAUAGCGUGACAGUCUGUUAAUGAGUGUACACA